UAAUACAAAAAAUUAUUGUAUAUUAAUGCCAUGAUCCAGCAAACAAUUAUUGCUGCUCCAAUAAAAAUCCAGUUUUUGCAAUAAGUUUUUCAUAAUUUAAAUUUGAGUUCAUAUAUAACAAAAAAUUAUUCAUCGCAACCUGUGUAAAAACAAGUUUCCUUCAGUAAAUGUUAUGGAACUGUUAUAAACCGGCUAAAUGCAUUUGAACGGAAAAAACAAGAACAGAACCAAUUUCAAGAUGCUCUUAAUAAAAUCAUGAAAAUUGGUCAAAUAUUAUAAUGAGUAUAAAAGCUGCAAUUAUCCAAAGAAAUGGUAUCAGUUUCUUUAGAACUCUCAAGAAAACUAUUCAAAUCAACCAUGUUCAAAUUCGUCCUUUUGGUUGCCAUUGUUGGCUUCUCAGCUGUUGCUGCUAUCGACAGCGAAAUUGGUGCUGAGACUAAGACUCUUGAGAAUGUGAUCUCACCUGCCGGUGAAUCAUUCCACUAUGCUUUCCAAACCUCAAACGGAAUCGACAUUAACUCAGCUGGUGACGCUAAAGUGAUCUCAGGAGCUUACAAAUACGUUUCACCUGAAGGACAAAACGUCCUCUUAACCUACACCGCUGAUGAAAAUGGUUACCAUCCAUCUGGAGAUCUUUUGCCAACACCACCACCAAUCCCAGCUGCCAUCAUCCGCGCUGUCGAAUGGAACUUGGCUCACCCACAAGUCCAAGAAGCUUUGGGCCGCAAAUUGUAAGGAGUGUCAGUUACUGACUUUUUAUAAUAGUCGUAUGGAAAUAAAAGCAUCUAAAAUGAAUUGAU
This is a messenger RNA of Episyrphus balteatus (marmalade hoverfly), 800 nucleotides long. RefSeq names its product pupal cuticle protein Edg-78E-like. Lineage: Eukaryota; Metazoa; Arthropoda; Insecta; Diptera; Syrphidae. Bases 310 to 735 code for a protein of 141 amino acids. Gene Ontology annotation, cellular component: chitin-based extracellular matrix. The transcript has 2 exons. The record is from RefSeq and is a predicted model, not a curated record. Gene Ontology annotation, molecular function: structural constituent of chitin-based larval cuticle.